Messenger RNA from Cucurbita maxima (winter squash), 2762 nucleotides. Its product is annotated as alpha,alpha-trehalose-phosphate synthase [UDP-forming] 6-like. The record is from RefSeq and is a predicted model, not a curated record. Gene Ontology annotation, biological process: trehalose biosynthetic process. Gene Ontology annotation, cellular component: cytosol. The coding region runs from base 1 to 2589 and encodes 862 amino acids. The transcript is spliced from 3 exons. NCBI's taxonomy places the organism in Eukaryota, Viridiplantae, Streptophyta, Magnoliopsida, Cucurbitales, Cucurbitaceae. Gene Ontology annotation, molecular function: catalytic activity.
AUGGUUUCCAGGUCGUAUUCCAAUUUACUCGAACUUGCCACCGGAGAAUCGCCGUCUUUCGGCCGUAUAAACCGCCAAAUCCCCCGGAUUGUGACCGUCGCCGGCUUAAUCUCCGACGUCGAUGACGACCCAUCUGAGAGCGUCUCCUCGGAGCCGUCCUCCUCCUCCACCUCUCGCGACCGGAUUAUCAUCGUCGCCAAUGAGCUUCCCAUCAGAGCUCACCGGAUAUCCGGCAACGGCGGAGCCACCACCAACUGGAAUUUCAGCUGGGAUGAAAAUUCCCUUCUCCUCCAGCUGAAAGAUGGGCUGGGAGAUGAUGAUUUUGAAGUGUUUUAUGUGGGUUGUCUUAAGGAAGAUAUUCACCCAAAUGAACAAGAUGAAGUCUCUCAAAUACUUCUAGAGACUUUCAAAUGCGUGCCAACAUUUCUCACUCAAGAUCUUUACACAAGGUACUACCAUGGCUUCUGCAAGCAGCAGCUAUGGCCUCUGUUUCAUUACAUGUUGCCUCUUUCGCCUGACCUCGGCGGUCGAUUCAAUCGACCACUAUGGCAGGCUUAUGUUAAAGUUAAUAAAAUCUUUGCUGAUAAGAUCAUGGAAGUGAUCAAUCCUGAAGACGAUUUUGUUUGGAUUCAUGAUUAUCAUCUUAUGGUACUGCCUACUUUUUUGAGGAAGAGAUUCAAUAGGGUUAAGCUUGGAUUCUUUUUGCAUAGCCCUUUCCCAUCGUCGGAGAUAUAUAGAACACUUCCGAUCCGGGAAGAGCUCUUACGAGCACUUCUGAAUUCAGAUUUGAUAGGGUUUCAUACUUUUGAUUAUGCUAGGCAUUUUCUUUCUUGUUGUAGUCGAAUGUUCGGUCUAACGUAUGAGUCGAAACGGGGUUAUAUCGGGAUAGAGUAUUAUGGUCGAACUAUUAGUAUUAAGAUCCUUCCUGUUGGGAUUCAUAUGGGUCAGCUUCAAUCUGUUUUGAGUCUUGGGAAGACUGAGGAGAAGGUUAGUGAGGUUAUUAAGCAGUUUCGUGAUCGGGAUCGGAUCAUGUUGCUCGGUGUGGACGAUAUGGACAUAUUUAAGGGGAUAAGUUUGAAGCUUUUGGCUAUGGAGCAGUUGUUGAUGACGCACCCUGAGUGGGAGGGGAAGGUUGUGUUGGUGCAGAUUGCCAACCCUGCAAGAGGUAGAGGGAAAGAUGUUAAGGAAGUUCGGGACGAGAUGAAGGCAACUGUUAGGCGGAUAAACAAUAUGUUUGGGAGACCUGGGUACGAGCCAAUUGUGUUGAUUGAGGAACCACUCAAAUUCUACGAGAGAAUUGCAUAUUAUACGGUUGCUGAAUGUUGUUUGGUCACAGCGGUUAGGGACGGUAUGAAUCUCAUUCCAUACGAGUACAUUGUCAGUCGUCAAGGGAACGAUAAGUUGGAUAAACUCUUGGGCUGGGAAUCAUCAGCUCCGAAGAAGAGUAUGUUGGUUCUAUCCGAAUUCAUCGGGUGCUCUCCAUCCUUAAGUGGAGCGAUUCGAGUUAAUCCCUGGAAUAUCGAUGCUGUAGCUGAUGCCAUGGAAUGUGCGUUGGAGAUGGCAGAUGCAGAGAAGCAGCUCCGCCAUGAGAAGCAUUUUAGAUAUGUGAGCACACACGAUGUCGGGUAUUGGGCUCGGAGUUUCCUACAAGAUUUGGAGAGGACUUGUAGGGAUCAUGUGAGGCAGAGAUGUUGGGGUAUCGGGUUCGGUUUAAGUUUUAGAGUUGUGGCCCUUGAUCUGAACUUCAGGAAGCUCGCUAUGGAACACAUAAUUUCAACUUAUAAGAGGACGAAGUCUCGGGCUAUUCUUUUGGACUACGAUGGUACGUUAAUGCCUCAAGCUUCAAUUGACAAGGGCCCUACUUCAAAAUGCCUCGAAACUCUUGAUACCUUGUGUCGGGAUAAGAAAAAUACGGUGUUCAUUGUGAGUGCAAAAACUCGAAAAACACUUGCUGAAUGGUUUGCCCCUUGCAAAAAACUCAGCAUUGCUGCCGAGCACGGAUACUUUAUUAGGCUAAAGCAGGAUGAGGAAUGGGAAACCAGUUUGCCAGUUGCAGAUUGCUGUUGGAAGCAGAUUGUGCAGCCAGUGAUGAAACUCUACACUGAAACGACCGAUGGAUCGACAAUCGAAGAUCGAGAAACCGCACUCGGAUGGUGUUAUGAAGAUGCAGAUCCAGAUUUCGGUUCGUGUCAAGCUAAGGAGCUCCUGGAUCAUCUCGAAAGCGUACUAGCCAACGAGCCAGUUACCGUAAAAAGUGGUCAAAGCAUUGUGGAAGUUAAACCACAGGGCGUCAGCAAGGGUCUCGUGGCGAAACGACUACUCUCUGCAAUGCAAGAGAAGGGGACCCCAGCAGAUUUUGUUCUCUGCAUUGGCGACGACCGAUCGGAUGAAGACAUGUUCAAGGUGAUCUCAAGUUCCAUGGCAGGUCCAUCGAUUGCACCCCGAGCUGAAAUUUUUGCUUGUACAGUAGGGAAGAAACCGAGCAAAGCCAAGUAUUACCUCGACGAUCCAUCGGAAAUUGCUAGGCUGAUGCAUGGUUUGGCUUCGGUGUCGAGGCCAAACGUUCCGCCUUAUCCAUCCCAAAGCUGAAUAUAACAAGGGGCAUAAGCUUGAAGUUUUUGAUUUGUCAAUGUCCAUCCAUUCCAAUCUCUUUUACACUUCACAAUGUACAUAUUGCUGCAGUUCCACGCAAGGAAGAAAGUAAAAGAUGUAGAUGAGCGGGGCUUUGAUGAACUUAAAAAAGAUAAAAUGUUUUUUUAUUA